Messenger RNA from Ogataea haglerorum, 1473 nucleotides. RefSeq lists its product as uncharacterized. The transcript has a single exon. The record is from RefSeq and is a predicted model, not a curated record. NCBI's taxonomy places the organism in Eukaryota, Fungi, Ascomycota, Pichiomycetes, Pichiales, Pichiaceae. Bases 1 to 1473 code for a protein of 490 amino acids.
AUGAUAACCGAAUGUACUAGCAUGCGCUCCCUAAUCAAAUCUCAUAAAGAGAGCACGACGGCGUCCCGACCGAGAUCACGCGAGAGCACAGAGCCUUCCUCGACAGUUUCAGCCGGAUGGAAGCUCACGAACCCCAUCAAGAGCUUUCUCAAGCACAAGAUUUCAAGCACUGGGCAGGGGGGCACAGGCUCUGGGAGAACGAAACCCACACCCGCCAAUUCGGGUGUCGCAAGCGCACCGGGCUUGGGACUCGACAGAGAGCUGAAGAAUCCGACCAUUUUCGGCAAAAAGACACACGACUGGAGCGCCGACGCCAGUCCCAGGUCGUUGGUCUAUGCCUUCGACAAACCAGACCUUGGUGCGCAGGUAACGCCAGAGACGUCAAAAGAAGGCGAAGAGUCCCCAAACGUGGAUGCAGAAUCGACGGACGAUUUUUCUAUCGUCGUACUGAAACGACGGGAGGAGUCACAAUCCGAUCCCAGCUCGAGCUCGAGCUCGUCGCAUUUCUCGUUUGAAGGCACCGGCAGAAACGCAUCGCUGAAAUACUACAAAUCGUACGACCAGGUGAAGUACGAGGAGAUGAAAGCGCAACUCAAAAAGAAUCAGGACCACUUCAAAGAGUUUAUCAAUGACACAGAGUCGCUUAACGAUUUACAAGAAGACAUGAAUUUCUACGAUGGCGGGGACAUGGACGAUUCGGAGGACUUGUUCAACAGAAAACUAUUUUCGAGCGAUGAGGAGGCAGACAACUAUGAGAACUUUGACAGCCCCAAAAAGGACACACCUGAACAGUUAUUGACCCUAAACGGACAAUACUCUUUCCAUUCAGACCGGGAAGCCACCAUAAGCGAUCUGAGUCCUCCGCUGGUCGCCACAGACCCGUCGUCCUCUGACAUCAAGGACCUGGUGACCAGGUUUCGCUCCAGCAGCAUCAAAUACCACCAGCUCAAGUCCGGCGACGGCGACGAGCUGGAGUUCCUAAAGCAGAGAUAUUCGUCGUACUCUGACGACGAGUUGCCGAAAGCAGAGAUGCUGGAAUCGUUGCUGGACGAGAUAAACGAGAUACCGGAAGAUUUCGAUUUCGAGACCGAGCUUUCGUUACCACAACACACUUCAUCAGCUAAACAACGACGUAGGCAACUGCUAAAGUCAAACUCAAAAUUCUUCUAUGCCGGCGCCCCUAGUCCUUCAAACGACCGCAUCGAAACGGGUAACAGGACAAUCACGCUUUUCAAACCCGUCUCACGUUCCAAUAGCUUGGAAUACCACAAUCACGAUAAACCGCUACCGCAACAUCCAGUGGAUGUGAGUGCCAGUGAAGAGUACGCUGAUGAGCUGGAUGAAAGCACUGAGAUGGUAGGCCUCUCGACACCAAUCCAGCUGCAUGGUUUUGGACCCAAAAGCGACUCUCCAUUGACCACUAUCAGCGAAGCGUCCUACGAUAGUGCGGCUGUACGCUCGCCGUUACGCUGA